AUGAGCAAGGCCCACCCUCCCAAGUUGAAGAAAUUUAUGGACAAGAAGUUAUCACUGAAGUUAAAUGGUGGCCGACAUGUACAAGGAAUACUCCGAGGCUUGGAUCCCUUUAUGAAUCUUGUGAUGGGUGAGUGUGUGGAGAUGGCAACUGGUGGGCAGCAGAAUAACACCGGCAUGGUGGUCACAGGAGGAAACAGCAUCAUCAUGUUAGGGAGCCUUGGAAAGGGUCUAAACAAUGGAUGGUCAGCAGCAGAGGAGUCCACAUCCUUCCCCUAA
Messenger RNA from Onychomys torridus (southern grasshopper mouse), 276 nucleotides. Its product is annotated as small nuclear ribonucleoprotein G-like. Gene Ontology annotation, cellular component: U2 snRNP; U12-type spliceosomal complex; U5 snRNP. The record is from RefSeq and is a predicted model, not a curated record. Gene Ontology annotation, biological process: spliceosomal snRNP assembly; mRNA splicing, via spliceosome. The transcript has a single exon. Gene Ontology annotation, molecular function: RNA binding. Lineage: Eukaryota; Metazoa; Chordata; Mammalia; Rodentia; Cricetidae. Bases 1 to 276 code for a protein of 91 amino acids.